Molecule: messenger RNA, 312 nt
Organism: Colletotrichum higginsianum IMI 349063
Lineage: Eukaryota; Fungi; Ascomycota; Sordariomycetes; Glomerellales; Glomerellaceae
Product: Histone H4
Exons: 3
Coding region: 1-312 (103 amino acids)
Biological process (GO): nucleosome assembly
Cellular component (GO): nucleosome
Molecular function (GO): structural constituent of chromatin; DNA binding; protein heterodimerization activity
Source: RefSeq, a predicted model, not a curated record
AUGACUGGACGCGGCAAGGGCGGCAAGGGUCUCGGCAAGGGCGGCGCCAAGCGUCACCGCAAGAUUUUGCGUGACAACAUCCAGGGUAUCACCAAGCCCGCUAUUCGCCGUCUCGCUCGUCGUGGCGGUGUCAAGCGUAUCUCUGCCAUGAUCUACGAGGAGACCCGCGGUGUCCUCAAGUCCUUCCUCGAGGGUGUUAUUCGUGACGCCGUCACCUACACUGAGCACGCCAAGCGCAAGACUGUCACCUCUCUGGAUGUUGUCUACGCACUCAAGCGCCAGGGCCGCACCCUGUACGGUUUCGGUGGUUAA